Messenger RNA from Cryptotermes secundus, 3415 nucleotides. RefSeq names its product histone-lysine N-methyltransferase 2C (gene Lpt). The transcript has 17 exons. Gene Ontology annotation, molecular function: transcription coactivator activity; histone binding; histone H3K4 methyltransferase activity. The record is from RefSeq and is a predicted model, not a curated record. Gene Ontology annotation, biological process: positive regulation of transcription by RNA polymerase II. Lineage: Eukaryota; Metazoa; Arthropoda; Insecta; Blattodea; Kalotermitidae. Gene Ontology annotation, cellular component: MLL3/4 complex. Bases 263 to 3415 code for a protein of 1050 amino acids.
CAUGAUGAUUUGUAUAAGGUUGUGAAUUGUAUUUCAACGUUAUAAACUAGGUGAACUGCUACCAUCUAUCGGGACACUUCAUAGCAUGAGCCAGUAGGCGUGGGUCUUCUACACGCACAUUUUGUAGUCAAUGGAAGGACUUGAACUGUACAUUUUGUAUGUUGUAAAAAUAUACCGGUAUAUUUUCAAUUUAUUUUAUUUUGUGAUGCCACCGAAUAAUUAAAUGAACUUGUUAGUAGUUUGUAGGUGAACAUCUAGCAAAAUGGAAGAUGGGCAGGAUACAGGUACAUGCUUGAAAGAAGGCUCUCCCGGUGAACUGGAGAUAGAUGAAGAAAUGGAAAUGGAUGAAGGUUCAGGAGGGGAAGAAGAAGAAGAGGAGGUUGGUGAUCCAGGGUCAUCACCAAGUCCAGAGCAGCAAUCAACCUUGGUUCAUGGAUCCUCUGAACAGGCUGGAACUACAGAUGCAGCUUUUCCCCUUUCACAAGAUGAUGGUUCCACAGCUCUGCACAAACAUUCACACUUCAGUGGGAAGCCACUUAGCUUACGAAGAGGGCCAGGUCGACCGAGGAAAGAUAGGCUGUCUUCGAAGUCGUCAAGGAAAUCAGCAGGAUUAAAAUUAAGAAGGUGGAAGAGCAGUGUGUAUGUCCAUGGAAUCACAAAGUCACCAAGUCUCCUGAAGGAAGAGUCACGGGAUGCUAGUAAUCCUGUUCUGGAAGAUGUUGAACCUUCACCUGAGUCACCAAGUCCUGUCAGGUCUGUAGAUGAAUUGGGUGCAGCUUCAGCCUCCUGUGUUGACCCAGAAACUGGACACAGUGAAUGUUCUGCUACUGCAGCAGCUUCCAAGACAGAAAAGAUGAUGGCCCCAGAAGAACCCCCAUAUUUUCAGGAGCAGUGGCCUGGAAAGGUCUGUGCACUCUGUAAUUUGGGUGAGAGAAGUCAGCUGGGCCAAGGUGACCUGAUGCGGUUCAGCUGUCCAGAAGGCUUCACGCCACAUAAAUCAUCUCCUGCGUCAGCAGAUCGGAGUGAUGCUGUUGAGAUGAUGAGUCCAUCAUCUGAGACUUAUGCAGGGGAUGCAGUAGACAGAGAGAGUGUUGGCAGUGGUGGGGACAAGAGCCCAAGAGGUGGUGGCGUCAGUGCUGUUACUGGUCGGCGCCAGAAGUGCAUGGCCAAGUCACGGAACCCCUCCCUAGGCAGCAGUGCAGAGCAGCUGGAUGAGCUUAGUGUAGUGGGCUACCCUGAAGAACCUGAAGUUGGUAGCCUGUUUGAGAGCUCAGGCCACUUUUAUGUGCAUCAGUCAUGUGCUCUUUGGUCAUCUGGAGUGACGAGGACAGAGGACUUGGUCAUGGAGAAUGUUGGGCCAGCGGUUCUGGAAGCUUCCAAGCGACGGUGUUCAUACUGCAGUCACUUUGGGGCCACCAUAACAUGUAUAGUUACCACCUGUACACGUGUUCUUCAUUUCCCCUGUGCUGCAGCGUCGGGUGCUUUUCAGGACUGCAAGACAGUUACCAUGGUUUGCAGCCAACAUCUGGACCAGGUCCCUUUGUUGUUGAGUGGGGAAGUUACCUGUAUGACGUGUUUUGCAUUGGGUGAUGUGUCCAACCUUAUGAUGUGCACGAACUGUGGACACCAUUACCAUGGAAGCUGUGUUGGACUUGCUCUCUUACCUGGUAACAUGUUGAAUUGUGACUUACUAAUGUGUAUGCAACAGAAUUUGGAAAGACUGCGAGCUGGAUGGCAGUGCCCUGACUGCCGUGUGUGCCAGGUGUGCAGGCAGCCUGAAGACGAUUCCAAGGUCAUGCUAUGUGAGAAGUGCGACAAGGCUUACCAUGCGCAAUGUCUCCGUCCGAUAGUUACUACGAUACCCAAAAUUGGUUGGAAAUGUAAAUGUUGUCGGGUGUGCAGUGACUGUGGCUCCAGAACUCCUGGUGCUGGCCUGUCGUCACGAUGGCAUGCUCACUACACCGUGUGUGACUCCUGUUACCAGCAGCGUAACAAGGGCUUCUCAUGUCCUCUCUGCAGGCGAGCUUAUCGUGCUGCUGCAUACAGGGAAAUGGUUCAGUGCGGGCGCUGUCGAAAAUUUGUUCAUGGAAUGUGCGAUGGGGAUGCAGAUCUGACAACGUAUAACCGUAAGAAGGAAAGUAACCCUGACUAUGAAUACGUCUGCCCAAUCUGUAAGCCACGCACACAGCCAGGGAGAGAAAUGCUUCCAAAGAGAAAAGACAGCACUGAAGAUGGUGGCUUGGAAUCUAGUCUGACAGGGUCUCAAGAAUCUCUGUAUGUUGCAGAGGAUUCUGGCAUGGAAGUGGAGUAUUCCUCAUCUGAUAAGUAUUCUGAUGAAGGGCCCAUGAGAGCAAUUGGAUUGGGCAAAGGGAAGCCAUUUUGUGCCAAGAAGAAACUGGGUUUCAGUAGUAUCAGUGGAAGAGGAAAGGUGAUCAGUGGUUACCAGAAACGGCAGAGGGUCACCGAUUUUGGUCGUAAGCGUGCCCCAAAAGCAAAAAUGAGAGGGAUCUUUGGGGUUCCUGGACUUGGUUUGCAGCGACCACAAGCAGAUUCUUCAUUCAACAAGUCGGAAGAAGAACCAGGAGUGGAGAAUCGCCUUGUAUUGUGUUCGGCCAAAGACAAGUUCGUUUUGACUCAGGACAUAUGUGUCAUGUGUGGUGCUAUUGGCAUUGAUCAGGAGGGUUGUCUUAUUGCCUGUGCCCAGUGUGGUCAGUGUUACCAUCCAUACUGUGUAAAUGUUAAGGUAACGAAGGUCAUACUUCAGAAGGGAUGGCGAUGUUUGGACUGCACAGUGUGUGAGGGUUGCGGGCAGCGCAAUGAUGAAGGACGAUUGAUACUCUGUGAUGACUGUGACAUUUCUUUCCAUAUAUACUGUAUGGAUCCACCUCUGGACUAUGUUCCACAUGGGAAUUGGAAAUGUAAAUGGUGUGCAAUAUGCAUGUCGUGUGGCUCAAAUGAUCCAGGUUUCAACUGUAUGUGGCAGAAGAGUUUCACAGAGUGUGGUCCAUGUGCCUCACACACAACGUGUCCGUCAUGUUCAGAGCCUUACAGUGAAGGGGAUCUCAUCAUUCAAUGUGUCCAGUGUGAGAGGUUUGUACUGUUGCAUAUCCACAGGGACCCAUUGCCUUACACGCUGUGUUUCACGUAUGAAUACAAGUCAGCAUCUCUGUCUGAAUUUUACUAUGGCAAGACCAGGUGGUUACAUUGUUCAUGUGACCAGAUCCGCACUGAAGCUGAAGCCGAGAGGUGCGCAGAAGACGGGUACAAUUGUGUUCUGUGUCGUCCCAGGGAUGUACCUCCCCCACAUUUGCAACCUCCGCCCCCACCACCAAAACCACCAACACCAACUAAAAGUCCAGGUAAGCAGGCAGGGAGAGAUUCUGAAACAGAACAUAAUAUAUGGAAGCUACUUUAA